Ailuropoda melanoleuca (giant panda) is the source of this 2696-nucleotide messenger RNA. It is a transcript of the gene RANBP9, whose product is annotated as RAN binding protein 9. The coding region runs from base 331 to 1830 and encodes 499 amino acids. The record is from RefSeq and is a predicted model, not a curated record. Lineage: Eukaryota; Metazoa; Chordata; Mammalia; Carnivora; Ursidae. The transcript is spliced from 14 exons. Gene Ontology annotation, molecular function: protein binding.
GCCGCAACCCUGGCGGCGGGCAGCAGCGCCGCGGCCCCCUUCCCGCACGGGGACUCGGCCCUGAACGAGCAGGAGAAGGAGCUGCAGCGGCGGCUGAAGCGCCUCUACCCGGCUGUGGACGAGCAGGAGACGCCGCUGCCGCGAUCAUGGAGCCCGAAGGACAAGUUCAGCUACAUCGGCCUCUCUCAGAACAACCUGCGGGUGCACUACAAAGGUCAUGGCAAAACCCCAAAGGAUGCAGCAUCUGUCCGCGCCACGCAUCCAAUACCAGCAGCCUGUGGGAUUUAUUAUUUUGAAGUAAAAAUUGUCAGUAAGGGAAGAGAUGGUUACAUGGGAAUUGGUCUUUCUGCUCAAGGUGUGAACAUGAAUAGACUACCAGGCUGGGAUAAACAUUCAUAUGGUUAUCAUGGGGAUGAUGGACAUUCAUUUUGUUCUUCUGGAACGGGACAACCUUAUGGACCAACUUUUACGACUGGUGAUGUCAUUGGCUGUUGUGUUAACCUUAUCAACAAUACCUGCUUCUACACCAAGAAUGGACAUAGUUUAGGUAUUGCUUUCACCGACCUACCGCCAAAUUUAUAUCCUACCGUGGGGCUCCAAACACCAGGAGAAGUCGUCGAUGCCAAUUUCGGGCAGCAUCCUUUCGUGUUUGACAUAGAAGACUAUAUGCGAGAGUGGAGAACCAAAACACAGGCACAGAUAGACCGGUUUCCUAUUGGAGAUCGGGAAGGCGAAUGGCAAACCAUGAUACAAAAAAUGGUUUCAUCUUAUUUAGUCCACCAUGGGUACUGUGCCACAGCAGAGGCCUUUGCCAGAUCUACAGACCAGACCGUUCUAGAAGAAUUAGCUUCCAUUAAGAAUAGACAAAGAAUUCAGAAAUUGGUGUUAGCAGGAAGAAUGGGAGAAGCCAUUGAAACAACACAACAGUUAUACCCAAGUUUACUUGAAAGAAAUCCUAAUCUCCUUUUCACAUUAAAAGUGCGUCAGUUUAUAGAAAUGGUGAAUGGUACCGAUAGUGAAGUGCGCUGUCUGGGAGGCCGAAGUCCAAAAUCUCAAGACAGCUACCCUGUCAGUCCUCGACCUUUCAGCAGUCCGAGCAUGAGCCCCAGCCACGGGAUGAACAUCCACAGCUUAGCCUCAGGCAAAGGGAGCGCUGCACAUUUUUCUGGUUUUGAAAGUUGUAGUAAUGGUGUAAUAUCAAAUAAAGCACAUCAGUCAUAUUGCCAUAGUAAACACCCGUCAUCCAGUUUGAACGUACCAGAACUAAACAGUAUAAACAUGUCACGGUCACAGCAAGUUAAUAACUUCACCAGCAACGAUGUAGACAUGGAAACAGAGCACUACUCCAAUGGGGUUGGAGAGACUUCAUCCAAUGGUUUCCUAAAUGGUAGCUCUAAACACGACCACGAGAUGGAAGAUUGUGACACCGAAAUGGAAGUUGAUUCGAGUCAGUUAAGACGCCAGUUGUGUGGAGGAAGUCAAGCCGCCAUAGAGAGAAUGAUUCACUUCGGCAGAGAACUACAAGCCAUGAGCGAACAGCUGAGGAGAGAAUGUGGCAAGAACACAGCAAAUAAAAAAAUGUUGAAGGAUGCAUUCAGUUUACUCGCUUAUUCAGAUCCCUGGAACAGCCCAGUUGGAAAUCAGCUUGACCCAAUUCAGAGAGAACCUGUGUGCUCAGCUCUUAACAGUGCAAUAUUAGAAACCCACAAUCUGCCAAAGCAACCUCCACUUGCCCUAGCAAUGGGACAGGCCACACAAUGUCUAGGACUGAUGGCUCGAUCAGGAAUCGGAUCCUGUGCAUUUGCCACAGUGGAAGACUACCUACAUUAGCUAUGCAUUUAAGGGGCUCACACGUAUAUUGUGGCAUAUAGUCAACACGGAAGUAGACCAGCUCUGCUGAUUUGAAAUUUAGAUUUUUUUUAAUUAUGUACUGGGGACAGGUUUUUGUCGCUUUACAUUGCUUCCUAGUUUACAGCAUGAUGCAAAUGAUUUUCUAACUUGGUGUUAGGAGAAAUUAUUUUCCAUCUUUAACCUCUUAGUUGUCUAAGAGUUAAAUAUUACUGAAUUUCAGACGUUCAAAUUGAUCAUCACAAAUCCUUUAAAAAGAAAAGAAUUACCUAAAAGAAACCAAAAAAUCCUGCCGCCUUUGGGGGAGAGGGGGGGAAGGAGACGGAACAAGUUGUGUUUGUGUUAGCAUGUGGGUGACGUAAACUUCAAAUCGGGAGAUGCUCCGACCCCCACUCCCAUGUAAGCAUUCAAUCAGUGUAACUUGCAAAACGCAUAAACAUCCGACAGUUUGAAUUUAUAGUGUUGAUGGAAGAAAUCAUUUUUAAUGUGUACUGUAAAACUUGAAAUACUCAGGAGCUGAGUGAAUAUGUUUGUUGCUACUUACAAUCCCGACCUGUUAGUCCCAGUAGUUUUGUUUUAACAUGGUCUUUUUCAACUUUGUUUCCUGUUCAACUACAGACGACUUCUGUUGUAGACUCACAGUUUAACUGUUGUAUUAUAACAGUAUUACAUGUCAACAGUGUGGUUAUGACCUUUAUUUAUAUAAAAACCAAAUAUUUAGUCAAUUUACCGUGUCUUAAUUUAAUCUUUGUACACCUUCCAUUUUUAAGUGCUUAAAUGAGUACUAUAUUGCAAUAAAAAUGUAGUGAUAUAAUUAACCAGCCAUUAAAAAUUUACUAUUACAGAUA